GAACACGUCUCUCCUCAACGCGGAUGUGUCUCCGCACUAUAAAACACAGCCAGUCAGCCGGUGCAGAAACCUGGACGUGCAGACGGACAGCAGUGUCAACCCUUUCUCACCCUGUCUUCUGUCCUCACCAGUCCCAGAGCACUAUGGCGUUACACAAGGAGUUCACCACUGCGGGGAAGAAGCCCGGCCUGCAGGUGUGGCGGAUUGAGAAAAUGGACUUGGCACCAGUCCCUUCUAACCUCCAUGGAGACUUCUACGUUGGAGACUCCUACAUAGUGCUAAACACCACCUCUGCUCCGUCUUACAAUGUUCACUCCUGGUUUGGCGAAGAGUCUUCCCAGGAUGAGAGAGGGUGUGCUGCCAUCUUUAUGACCCAACUGGACGCCUUCCUCGGUGGAGCACCAAUACAAUUCACUGAGUUUCAAAACGAAGAGUCCCUCACCUUCCUGAGCUACUUCAAGUCUGGCAUGAAAUACAAGGCAGGUGGAGUAGCCUCAGGCUUCCGGCACGUGGACAUCAACGAUUCUAAAGGUAUCCAAAUCUUGUUGAGAGUUAAAGGGCGUCGGGCAAUCAGAGCCACAGAGAUGCCUUUCAUCUGGGCUAGCUUCAACAAAGGAGACUGCUUCAUCAUCGACCUGGGAAUGGUCAUCUACCACUGGUCUGGCAGCGAAUCCAAUUUCUUUGAGCGCCUGAAAACCACUGAGCUGGCCAUUGCAAUCCGGGACAACGAGCGAAAAGGUCGUGCUGAUCUAGAAAUGAUUGAUGAAGGCUCCGAGCCAGAAGAUGUCAUUAAAGUGCUUGGACCCAAGCCCGACCUCCCUCCAGGAAGCUCUGAUAGUGAUCUACACACCGAUAAGCAGAACAAGAACCUGGCAUCUCUCUAUUUGAUUUCCGAUGCUGCCGGCUCCAUGACGAGCACUUUGGUGGCGGAUAAAAACCCAUUUAAACAAGACAUGCUCUCCAACAGUGAAUGCUACAUCUUGGACAAUGGAGGAAACAACAAGAUAUUUGUCUGGAAAGGCAGCGAUGCAAAUACAGAUGAGCGCAAUGCAGCACUGGAUGCUGCAAACAAGUUCAUCAAAGACAAGAAUUACUCCCGAAAUACCCAGAUCCAGAUAUUGCCAGGGGGGGGUGAGACCACCCUGUUCAAGCAGUUCUUCUUCAACUGGUUGGACAAGGAGGAGACCACUGGCCCGAGCGAGGCCUACACCAUCGGUCGCAUCGCCAAGGUGAAGCAGAUUCCUUUCGACGCCACCAAACUCCACAGCGACGAAGGCAUGGUUGCCCAGCACGGCAUGGUGGAUGAUGGCUCCGGGAAAGUCAAGAUCUGGCGUGUGGAAGGAGGGGAUAAAGUACCUGUGGACCCAUCCACCUAUGGACAGUUCUAUGGAGGCGACUGCUACCUGGUGCUGUACUCCUACAACACGGGAGGCAGAGAGAAGCAUAUCAUCUACACCUGGCAAGGGACUAAGUGCACAAAGGAUGAACUGGCUGCUUCAGCUUUUCUCACCGUCCAAUUGGACGACUCCAUGGGUGGAGCAGCUACCCAGAUUCGUGUCACUCAGAGCCAAGAACCCCCUCAUCUUGUGAGCGUGUUUAAAGCCAACCCUUUGGUGGUCCACCUGGGCGGGACGUCCCGCGAGUCUGGGGAGAGCAAGCCCGGCAGCACACGACUCUUCCAUAUCCGCCGGAGCUCAACCAAAGCCACACGGGCUGUUGAGGUGGCGCCCACUGCCUCCUCUCUCAACACCAACGACGUGUUUGUGCUAAAGUCGCCCGAUUCCCUGUUCGUGUGGAAGGGGAAGGGAGCGACUCCGGAAGAGGAGGAUGCAGCCAAGUAUGUCGCCGGCCUGCUUGGAGGAACUGCCACUGAGGUGGAGGAGACCAAGGAGCCAGCUCAUUUCUGGAAAGCACUGGGUGGGAAGAAGGACUACCAGACCUCCUUGGCCCUGCAGAAGACAGUCAAGCCUCCAAGACUGUUUGGCUGUUCAAACAAGACUGGUAGGCUGAUAGCAGAGGAGGUGCCCGGCGAGUUCACACAGAUGGAUCUGGCACCUGAUGAUGUCAUGAUUCUGGACACCUGGAAUCAUAUCUUCGUUUGGGUUGGAAAUGAUGCCAAUGAGACUGAGAAAACUGGAUCGCUCAAGAUUGCCGAACAAUAUGUGAAUUCAGACCCCUCUGGGCGUCGCGGAGUCCCCAUCUGCACCAUUAAACAGGGGAACGAGCCACUCACCUUCACCGGCUGGUUCCAUGCCUGGGACCCCAAGAUGUGGGAGAAAGAUCUUUUGCUCUGCCUGCAAGAACGUAUCGCAAAGCAUUAGUGGAAACAGCAAGAAACCUGCUAAAAUCCAUUACUUAUCGUGUGUCGUUGGACUUCAAACAAUAAUCAACCCGUAGAUAUCGUGAGCUUGGCAUUUCUAAAUUCUAUGUGGGCAGCAAUGCAUUAAAGACUAGAUUACAGAUUACAUUUUGAUGUAUUCAGCACCAAUAAAUUUGCAGGGAACGGGUCUGGAAUUUUCUUUGCAGCUUUGUUUUCAUUCUGUCCUAUGCAUUGAAUUAAAAAUUGUUAAUAAUCCAGUGGAACAUGGUGCAUUUCCAGCCCAGCGUGGCCUUAAGGACAUUUUGCAAAUUUAGAUCGUCAUGGAUGAGAUUCUGAUCAUCGUUUGUGUAUUUCUGUUUGCAACGAAAGAAAUUUUUAUGUAAGUCUUUUUACAGCGUAGCUUGCAAAGACAAAUAUAGAUGGGGGAAUUCUGAA
Molecule: messenger RNA, 2755 nt
Organism: Anoplopoma fimbria (sablefish)
Lineage: Eukaryota; Metazoa; Chordata; Actinopteri; Perciformes; Anoplopomatidae
Gene: scinla
Product: scinderin like a
Exons: 17
Coding region: 24-2321 (765 amino acids)
Biological process (GO): actin polymerization or depolymerization; barbed-end actin filament capping; actin filament severing
Cellular component (GO): cytoplasm; actin cytoskeleton
Molecular function (GO): phosphatidylinositol-4,5-bisphosphate binding; actin filament binding
Source: RefSeq, a predicted model, not a curated record